CCUCGACCUUUUCCUUCUUCCUCUAUCCGGUUAUGGAGAUCUGCCAUAAAGACAUUUAAACGCUGCUGCGCUCCAAAACACGGGAAAUCUCAACUUAGGAAAGCAAAAUUCAACCUUACUUUAAACGCAUAAGUCAAGAUGCCAGUGGCUGUCGGUCCAUAUGGCCAGACCCAGCCGAGCUGUUUUGACCGGGUCAAAAUGGGCUUUAUGAUGGGGUUUGCAGUAGGCAUGGCUGCUGGUGCCAUGUUUGGAACUUUCUCCUGUCUCAGGAUCGGCAUGCGCGGCAGGGAGCUAAUGGGAGGAGUAGGGAAAACCAUGAUGCAGAGCGGAGGUACGUUCGGCACCUUCAUGGCCAUCGGUAUGGGCAUCCGCUGCUGAGGAACAGCCUUCUCCACCUCCACACAACUAUACAGCUAUGGGACUUUUCAAAUCAUUACAACCACAGAUCUCUGUCCGCUCAGUGCUGUCACCACCUCAACCUGCAGAGUCAUUUUGUCAAUAAAAAUUCAGAUUUAUCAAAUGA
Molecule: messenger RNA, 523 nt
Organism: Acanthochromis polyacanthus (spiny chromis)
Lineage: Eukaryota; Metazoa; Chordata; Actinopteri; Pomacentridae
Gene: romo1
Product: reactive oxygen species modulator 1
Exons: 3
Coding region: 139-378 (79 amino acids)
Biological process (GO): protein insertion into mitochondrial inner membrane; protein import into mitochondrial matrix
Cellular component (GO): TIM23 mitochondrial import inner membrane translocase complex
Source: RefSeq, a predicted model, not a curated record